This is a messenger RNA of Ogataea parapolymorpha DL-1, 1845 nucleotides long. RefSeq names its product signal recognition particle subunit SRP72. NCBI's taxonomy places the organism in Eukaryota, Fungi, Ascomycota, Pichiomycetes, Pichiales, Pichiaceae. Gene Ontology annotation, biological process: SRP-dependent cotranslational protein targeting to membrane. The record is from RefSeq and is a predicted model, not a curated record. The transcript has a single exon. The coding region runs from base 1 to 1845 and encodes 614 amino acids. Gene Ontology annotation, molecular function: protein binding; ribosome binding; 7S RNA binding. Gene Ontology annotation, cellular component: signal recognition particle, endoplasmic reticulum targeting.
AUGUCGCUGUCGGAUUUGGUCUCUCAAUUGCAGAUCUUUUCGAAGUCUGAUUCCCACAGACAAGUCCUUGAUCUGGGAUCUAAGAUAUUGAGUCAAGAGCCUACCAAUGUUGCCGCUUUCAAACAAUGUUUGGUGGCCCUCAUCAACCUUGACAAUUACAAGACCGCCCGUGAAAUGCUUGACAAACACAGUGACCUUAUUGCUGAAAAUCGUGACAUCCUCGCCGUUGAACUGGCAUACAUCUACUACAAGCUAGAUGACGAAAAGUCGCUGGCAGAGCUUGUGGCUCAGGGAUCAACUAAUCGCGGGCUAAAACAUGUCUUAGCUCAACACUACUAUCGUGUUGGUAAAAACGAGAAAGCGCUCGAAAUAUACAGAGAACUGUUGAAUGGCACUCCACCAGAAGAAGUGCUGGAUCUGAGUGUUAAUGAACGCGCUGUGCUUUCGCAGAUGAAAGUGUAUUCUGAGGACAGCACCCUACAGCCAGUUUCCGCUCCACAUUCCAACUCAUACGAUCAAAAGUUCAAUUCGGCGCUAAUUCUCCUAAGGGACGGCGAUUAUGAGGCCUCGUUGGAGCUUCUGCGAGAAGCCAGACAGCAGUGUUUGGUAUCCCUUGCAGAUUAUGAAGAAGAGGAACAGCUGGAAGAACUUGCGCCUAUAGACGUUGAAAUUGCCUUUCUUACACAACUUUUGAGUGGUAACGAUGCUGCUAAGCCAUUUUACGACGAAAUUAACGUGUCGAAGCUCAAGAACCAGGUCUUGAAAGUUCUCAUCACCACCAAUCUUGCUUCCUUCCAACAUCAACCGUCUAAUGCAGCUUUGUUGUACAAAAACCUUGGAUUCCCCCAGUCGCUCAACAAAAUCCUUGAUAGAUUGGCGAUAAGGCAAAUAAGGGAUCUACAUCGCAAUGAAAUCUUGCUAGCAUACAAGGCUGGAAAAUCCGUUUCCAAGUCUGCAGCCAAGCACGAACAUCAAUUUCCAGAGUCUUUAUUGCCACAGGCCCUGGCUGCCAUAUCUAAAAUAACAGAGUUUGACUCGAAGAACCUCAAAUCAUUGGGCAAUGAAAAACUGGUAUUCAGAGAAGCGAUAAGAAAUCCACAGAAGCUGGGCUUGUGUUUGUUCGCCGCACAAUUGAGUGCGAGUGCCGGAAAACCUCAGAAUGCUGCUCGCGUUUUGGAGGCUGCGGUUGAAGCCGACUCGCCCGUGCUUCUCAGGCCAGCAGUUGCCUGUUUGCUUUUCGCAGUGUACGACAAGCUUGACAGAGAAAACGACAAAAUUAAGCUUCUUCUUAGCCUGUAUCAGCAUUUAAUUUCUGCAGAGCUCAAGACCGUCGACCAACUAAAACUAUUGAAAUUUGUGGCGUUCCAAAUGAUAACAUUCGACGAGCCAAAGUCUCAAGAACUAUUCCUAAAACUGCAGUCUGCGGUGUCUUCAGAUCCCCUGGUCUCCGUGGUUUUGGGCGGAGAAGCUGAAACUAGCUUGGGCAACGUGGAUCCACUGAUUUUAGAAGUUGAUACAGAUUCGCUACUUGAACAAGGUCUCCAGCCUUUGAUAUCAAAAACAUCUACCACCAAGACCAGUAAGGGAAUCACUAGAGUGGAAAAACGAAAGCGAAACAAACCUAAAAAGCUUCCUAAGGAUCUCUCCAAAAAGUUGGACGAGGAAAGGUGGUUACCAAUGAAGGAUAGGUCUUACUACAAACCAAAAAAGGGCAAGAAGGGCAAGGACACCCAAGGAGGUCUCGUUGACCAAGCCACAGAGGAGUCCCUCAACAUCGGUUCCAGCUCAUCGACGCCUGCCGUAGGCAAAAAGCAGGCCAGCAAGAAGAAGAAGGGGAAAAAAUAG